AUGGCUAAACAACAAGACCUGGAGGACGGUGAAGAAAUCCUGAGCACGUUUGAAAAGUUUGUUCGGAAUCAGGGACUGGUAAGAAAAGCCUUAUAAACAAUGGUUAUUUAUUAGAUACUGCUGCCAAUGUGUUGUUUUAACGUUUGCUAACGUUAACAAGUAGUUCAUAGCACAGUCCAGGCAAGAUUACAUAGUGUAGGCAAUGUUGUUUUCUACCAUGUGUUAAGCUGUAAGAAUACAUUAACGUGUUAAUUGUAUAGGUAUUUGAGAUGGAUAACAACAUGAUAAUAAUCAACAUAAAUACUCACAUAUAACAAAUAGGCCUACAUCAUGAUACUGAAACGGUCUCUCAACAUUUUCUGUAGGUUGACUGGCCCGUUGCGUUUGAGGAGAAUAUAGAGAUAUCAUCACACUUCAAACAUUACAGUCAUCCCAGACAGAUAUAUGACUACUUUAAAGUAAACGUGCCAUUCCCAGUGGACGUCGCCAUGUCCUUCUCCAAGAGCAUAGAGGAGCUAUAUUCCAAAAUAAAACUACAUGCAUCCAUAAUCUCACAAGAACAGAGCAAAAACAAGAAUGCGGAGUCAGUGUUUGAUGACGUUAAUAAAUGUAAGUAGCUACACUACCCACAGCUCUCAAAUUCACCAUCAGGCCAAAUUGUGCAUUUCGAACCCAGUCUCAACGAAACAGGGCUGCUGUGAAGUGGUGAUAACAUUGCCAUUAUCUCAAUGUUUCUUUCUCAGAUAAAAUGUAUGUGGAAAGAGCACAUCGAAUCAUGAAAGAACAGGUAAUGAUUUUCAGACAGUGAAAUUGCAGAGGAGCAGUUAUAGUUAUUUGUAUUAGAUUGUAUAAUUUAUAUAGGAUGAUUCUGAUUUACAACAACAUUGACUGUUCAUUUCCAGAGUGAGGCAGUGUCGCGGAGCUUGGACAUCAAGGUGAGUCUGUUGUCUUGUCUGUUUAUGGCUCUUUACACCAUGAGGGCAUUAUCUCUCUGGUGUUUACUUAGUUAGACUAAUGAGUUGUGUUUCUCCAGGACUAUGACUACCCAGGGUUUGAUGCAGUCGUGGAUACUGACAUCCCAGGACAUCCUGAUGCCUUACAACAUUUGGACAGUGUCUCAGAGGCCCAAGGCUUCAAUGUACGUACCUGCAAUCUCAUAUCUACUCAGUGUGUGUGUGUGUGUGUGUGUGGUGUGGCCAGUGUUCUGCUCUCUCUCAUCACAGGGGAAUACUGUGGCAGCUCUGCAACCAAUCAUGUUAAUCUAAGGAGUAGCCAGGCUCCUAUUAAAGUCCUGUAGUAUUAACAGUCUCAGGUUGCAUCCCAAAUGGUACCCUAUUCCCUAUAUAGUGCACUACUUUUAAUCAGGGCCCAUAGAGUUUCCCAUAGGGUUCUGGUCAAAAGUAGUGCACUAUACAGUAUACAGAAACAGAGAGACAAAUGAAAUGCAGAGUAAACCAGCGCUGGGCUAGGUCUUAUUUAUGACCAGAAACACUAAUAUCCAUCCAUCUCGCUGAAAGCCAGAUGUGGUCGGUCCGGGUGAUGGAGAGCAGACUUGUUAUGUUAUGUCAGGUUUCACAGAUACCUGAGCGGUCACAGCUUUUAGGAAAAAGAGAAAGGGAUCGCAUGCAAACUUCGCAUGCACGUCAAGCACAUGUGUAUUGAAUGUGGCCCUCUCCCGCUCUCGGUGCAUGCGAUCGGAUUCGACUGCAUUCCAAACACACAUGAUUAAUCUCUCACAUAUGUACUGUAGCUAUGCUGCUGUGUGCCAGUCUUUAAUGGCAGGGUGGAUUGGUAUUCAAUGAGAAGUAGAUUAGAGAUUAGCUAGUUAUCUGUAAUGCUUUAUUUAACACUCCUGUGUCAGCUGGUAUUUACCAACACAAUUGUUAACUACCUACCAACAGGUAAGGACAUGGUGCCUGUUUCAAUGAGUUAUCAAAAUACUAAAGCAUAAUUCUUAUGCAAUUCUUAUGUAAUUACCACUUUGCAAUUACCAUUUAAUUGCUGUGUACAUAACAGGACAAUUCCAUCUCAUUGGGGUUAGGCUAAUCAUCAUUAAUCCUGCUGUGUGUGUGUGCAUGUGUGUGUAUGAUUCUUUACUGCAGCCAGGCUUCCUGAAGAUCUGGAGGCCGUUCUUUCUGUGUGAUCUGUCCGUGGCUGUUCUCAAAGACACAUUCUGGUGGUUCUUCCUCCACAGAUUUAAGGUGACUUCACUCCAACCUUUGUGAUGCACUGUAUCAACGCACAAUGCUACAAAAACAUGUAACUAUGAUACAUAUCCGUAGUAAUAUGAGGCAGAUGAUGGGGGAGACAGUACAGUACAUCCAUCACUGGUAAUACAGUAUUUAUAGAUGAAUGUGAUUUAGAGGAAAAAGCAUGCAGUGAAAAUUAUCUUAUCUGACGGUUUCUGCCAGAUUCCACAACUAAGUUAUGAUAUACUCAGUAUUAAGCAGAGGCAGUCUUACGCACGUAUGCACAAUAUAACGUGAAAUAUCAAAAUAUUGUACGUAAUUGGUCUUGAUAAAGUUGAGUAAAGGAUGAAAUGUAGGGCUCUGUGCGAACACUUAUUUUAGAAUAUGUUCUGACUGUACAGUAGUUGUUGGAUGCUGUCAGGUUAGGUAGCCUGCAGUACCUUACAGUGUGGAACUGUGUGUCAAUACCCUCCCAGCCUAACGUGGAGGAGGAGAGCCAGUUGUUUGAUCGUAUCUCUGGAGCCUUUGUCUCUCUGCUGAUGACUGUUCAGAUGGACCUGAAGGACAAGCUCUUUAAGGUACUUAUAUUUAACAAACACUGUUAUCCAGAGGGAUUUACAUUCAGCACAUUCAGCUAUCACAAUCUUUGUAGAACCUUCUUCAAAAAGUUGCUGCUAUCUGCAAAAUCAGUGCUAGUAACUUACUUGAAGAAUAGUGUGAGUGUUUGUGCAAGACAAGACAAAUCCAGCAGUCACAGUAAAGCCUGUGUGUGUUCCAGGUGUAUGCAGACUGCCUGGCCCAGGCGGUCUACGGAGCGUUCUACAGAGCGUUCCCUGAGUCCAUGGAACGUCUAGGCAAUGACUUCAAGACAGACCUAACUGACCUCAUCUCCCUCUGGGUAUCAGGUUAGUGUUAGUGUUUGGGUCUGGUGAUCAUCGCAUGCAACCACAUCACGCUGUAUUUAAAGUACAGUUAAACAUCUCAAUGCAUUACAGACUUUCUAAACAACAAAAUGACAUACUCUAAAUGACAAAGAACAACAAAGAUCAAAUCAAAAUGUAUUUGUCACAUGCUUGGUAAACAACAGGUGUAGACUAACAGUGAAAUGCUUGCUUACGGGCCCUUCUCAACAAUGCAGAGAGAACAAUAUAAACAUUUUAGAAAAAUAUUAAUUACACGAGGAAUAAAUACACAAUGAGUAACGAUAACUUGAUAUAUACACGGAAUACCAGUACCGAGUCCAUGUGCAAGGGUACGAUGUAAUUGAGGUAGAUAUGUACAUAUAGAUAGUGGUAAAGUGACUACGCAUCAGGAUAGAUAAUAAACAGUAGCAGCUGUGAUGAGUCAAAAGAGUUAGUCCAGAAAGGGUCAAUGCAGAUAGUCCCGGUAGCUAUUUAGUUAACUAUUUAGCAGUCUUAUGGCUUGGGGGUAGAAGCUUUUCAGGGUGUUGUUGGUUCCAGACUUGGUCCAUUGGUAUCGCUUGCCGUUCGGUAGCAGAGAGACCAGUCUAUGACAUAGGUGGCUGGUGUCUGACAGUUUUUAGUGCCUUCCUUUGAUAAGAACAACAUACAGUUAGUGUUUAAAAAUAGUUAGUCUCCUGUGUGUCUCUGUUAGGUGUGAAGCCCACCAUGUUGUCGUGGCAGAGCUGGAACCUGGGCUGGCUGGAUCCUGUAGACACGUCCGGGGAGAGCCAUGGAGAGUCAGCAUGUGGUAAGACCUGA
Molecule: messenger RNA, 3910 nt
Organism: Coregonus sp. 'balchen'
Lineage: Eukaryota; Metazoa; Chordata; Actinopteri; Salmoniformes; Salmonidae
Source: the annotation of a GenBank genome assembly